Molecule: messenger RNA, 3345 nt
Organism: Stylonychia lemnae
Lineage: Eukaryota; Ciliophora; Spirotrichea; Sporadotrichida; Oxytrichidae
Source: the annotation of a GenBank genome assembly
AUGGCUGGCACACAUAGCUUUUCAUUUGAUAGAGUAUUCGGACCUCUUGUGAGACAAUCAGAUAUCUUUACUGAAGUAGCGAAGCCAGUCGUAGAUGGUCUAUUGAAUGGAUUUAAUGGCACUGUUUUCUGUUACGGAUAGACAGGUAGUGGAAAGACUUUUACGAUGGAAGGAGCUGAUCUUUAUAAUGAAGAACUUAAGGGUCUAUUGCCAAGAAUGUUCGUUUAUUUAUUUAAGCAAAUUGAGAAAGCUGAUUCUGCUUUGGAAUUCAAUAUCAAGUGUAGUUAUAUGGAAAUCUAUAUGGAGAAAAUUUAGGACUUACUUGAUCCAAAGAAAAAUAAUCUAUAAGUAAAAGAAGAAAAAGGCAAAGGUAUAUAUGUAGCUGAUGCAACUGAAGUUUAUGUGACUACCCCUGAAGAGAUGUUUGAAGUAAUGAGAGCAGGCUCAAAAAACAGGUCUAUUGCAGCCACCAGAAUGAACGAAAAAUCUUCAAGAUCUCAUUCUGUUUUCAUUUUGACAGUAAAUUAAAAGAACACAAAAACUGACGCAUCAAAGUUAGGCAAGCUCUAUCUCUGCGAUCUGGCUGGUUCUGAGAAGGCUGGAAAAACCUAGGCAUCAGGAUAAACUUUAGAGGAAGCAAAGAUGAUUAAUAAAUCAUUAUCAGCUCUUGGUAAUGUGAUCAAUGCAUUGACUGAGGGAAAAGCAGGAGGGCAUAUUCCAUAUAGAGAUUCAAAACUGACUAGGAUACUGUAAGAGUCACUUGGUGGUAAUUCUUAGACAUGCCUUGUUAUUACAUGCUCAUUGAGUGCUUAUAACGAUCGUGAAACUCUCUCCACUCUUAGAUUUGGUAAUAGAGCCAAGAAUAUAAAAAACAAGGUGACAUAAAAUGCAGAACGCAGUGCUAAGGAGUUACUCAUACUAUUGAAUGACGCAAAUGGACGAAUUGAUAAGCUUACUGAAUUGGUGAAAUUGGUGUAAAGCAAAAUGAAUGAAUUAAUGAAAUAAAUACCUGAUGAGGAAAAAGCGAAAAUCAAGCAAUUUUUAGAUGAAGCGAAGACUAUUACUACAGCUAAGGAUUUCGAUUAUCUAAUGGCAAAGUUAAAGGGGCAGGGUACUGAUGAACUUUAAAAAGUAUUGGAAGAAAAUAAAACUGAGGAAGACUAGUUAGAGCAAGACCAAUCAGAGUAUCAAUCUGAGGACGGGUCUCAAACAGCCAGGAGAAGGCAUGCUAGAAAUGCAAGUGAAAUAUCAAAGUACAUAAUGCCGCCAUCAACUGAAUAAUAAGAUGGUACCGAUGUAGCUGCUAAGUCAGAGGAAUAGGCUGUUCAUAUUUUCAAAUUGAAUUAGGAAAUUACAAAAAUAAAGGAAGAUUUGGACAAGGUGAAUGAGGAAAAGAAGGAUUUAGAAGAUGAAGUAAAAAGAAGAAAUGAAGAAAUUUACUAAAUGAAUGAGAAGCAGAUCCUUUAAGAGAUCAAUCAGUCAAUGAUAGAUCAAAAGCAAGUAAAUGAUCUAUAGGGUAAACUAGAAAGAGUAUAAGAUAUCAAUAUUAAAAGAGUGGGGGACAUGUCUAAACUCAAACAAUGUAUUGAGCGAUUGAGAUGUGACUUAAAUGUACUGUUCUUAAGUAAAAAACUAAAUAAAGAUAUGCCUGCUGAAUCAAUGCUAGAUGAUAGUGGUGUCAAUGCUACUUAAGAAGCUAGUGCUGAUAGUGAUAAGUUUGUUAGUGAAUAAAUUUAAAACACUCUCGACUAUAUUUAUAAACUAGAGUAGCAACUUAAGGAUGAUAUAACAACAUUUGAUAGUGAUAACCCUUUCUAAGCUGAUAGAUAGAUCAAUCAUGAAAGAAGAAGAUCUUAGAAUAUUGAUCCAAGGAAGAUGGAUACAACAGUAAUAAGUGAAAUUGAAUAUUUGAAUAUAUUACCAGACAUGGAUAUGGAUGACAGCAGUUUUCUUAAGAACUCAUAUGACGGACUUAAAAAUGGUGAUUCUAAAAAUGACGAGGAAUAAGUUUAAAGAAUAAGUGAACUUGAAAAAAUAGUUGAAAUUCAAAAGAAAGAGUUAGAUGAAUUGGCAUAAAUUAAGCAAAGUCAACUUAAAGAUGAGGAUUAAUAAAAAGAAGAAGAGACAAAGAUUAAACUGACUCUUGAGGAAGAACUUGAAAAAAUUAAGAAGCAGUUGGAGGAAAAGGAAAAUUAGUUAAAAGAAGUUGAGACUAAUAGUCAGAAAGAAAUUUUGGCAAAAGACAAAUAGCUGUAAGAACUCCAGGGUUAAAUGAAGUUUGAUAAGGAAUAGUUUGAAAAGGCUGUAAGUGAUAACAUCGAUAGGCGUUUGGUUUAUGAAUUAGAAAGUAAAAACAAACUACUCUAAGAUAAAAACAAGAUCAUUUUUACAGAGGUAAUAACAUUGAGAAAAGAUAUCGAGACAAAAGAUACUGAAAUUGAAAAAGCUACAUAAAAAGCAUCUCAACUUGAGAAGAAAUUACUGCUACAAUAGAGGUUGCUAUAAUAAUAGCAAGCUGUCUAAAAGUUACCAAAUAUAAGUCAAAUGAUGAUGCCAUUCUAGUAAAAUGGGCAAAUACAAUUUGGGACUUAUGGUGAUAUGGCCAUGAAUCCUCCUUAACAAAUGCAAAAUGUUCAAGUAUAAUAACCAGUAAAUCUCAACCAAAAUGAUGUUCCUCUAUUCUUCAACAGAAAAGUAAUCAAGCCAGUAAAAGGAGGUGGUGGCGGGAGUAAAAACCAAAUUCCAUAAGUAAAUCCCUAUGGCUCAUUUAAGCCUCAAUCACAACCUUUGAAUUUCAAUGAAUUUAUCAGCAGAACUAGUAAUCCUGGAAAUGGAGGUAGUUUUAAAGCAAAGACAAAUAUUUCAAACUACAAUAGUACUACAACUCCAACUCUGGGUAAUAUGAAUGCACCGAUCAUCAAGCCAGAACAUUAAAAAGAAUUUCAGAAGUAAAUCUUAGACGCCUAGUAAACGCCUUAGCAAAUUCGAAAACUCUAAUAGUAACAAUAAGAGGCCAUGCGCAAGGUUAAAAAAGAGAUUUACUAUUAGAAAUAUAAAGAAGCUAAAGAACUAACUAAAAAGUCUCAGCUUGAAGAGACAAAUUAAAGUGGCGACAGUGAUGAUGAAGACGACGAUGAUGAUGAUGAAGACGAAGAGGAGACUCAGAACCAAAGAAGACCUAACCAAAUGGCAGAAAUAUCGAAAAUCGCUUCUUCUUAGGACUAGCAUCGCAGAGGGAAAAGUGUUCACCACUCUUCAAGACCUUCCACUGCUACAGGAAAUGUAGAAAAAUAAAAGAAAAGCUUAAAAAGUAAAAUCACAAGCGCUUUCAAAAACUUCUUUUGA